This is a messenger RNA of Papaver somniferum (opium poppy), 2730 nucleotides long. RefSeq lists its product as uncharacterized. Bases 1 to 2730 code for a protein of 909 amino acids. The transcript is spliced from 9 exons. Gene Ontology annotation, molecular function: catalytic activity. NCBI's taxonomy places the organism in Eukaryota, Viridiplantae, Streptophyta, Magnoliopsida, Ranunculales, Papaveraceae. The record is from RefSeq and is a predicted model, not a curated record.
AUGAUGUCUGUAAUAAUUCUCCUCUCAAUGUUGCUAGUUCUAGUCUCGAUUCCUCCUAAUUCGACUCUCAAAGUGGUGAUGGUACCAAUGCUUCUCUUGGUGGUGGAUCUGACCCUAUCACUCAGGGGAUUUGGUAAAAAAUAUGCUAACAAGGAGCUUAGUCUUCUAUGUAAGAAUGUCAACCCAGAUAUUAUUUUUCUUUCUGAGACCAAAAUGAACAAAGACAUGGAAGCUAGGAAACUAAGAAAUAUGGGAUUUCCCUGUACCUUUAAUGUUCCAAGUGUUGGGAGAAGUGGUGGUCUUUCCCUUGCUUGUAAAAAGGAAGUACACCUCAACAUUAUUUCCUCCAGUCUGAGGGGCAUCUAUGUUACUACUACUGAUAUAUUCCAUUCUAAGACCUGUCAAAUUCAUUUUAUGUAUGGUGAACCUAACAGUAGUCUAAGACAAUCUUUUUGGGAACAACGAUGUCAACAGAUAAAUGUCCCUUUAGAUGAGCCUGUUUUCUUUAUAGGAGACUUUAAUGCCCUCUUAGGUACUGAAGAUAAAAAUGGAGGGUUAGAAGUAGAUGACCCUGAUUUUGAAAAUCUCAGAAAAUUUUGCUCUGUCUUUAAUCUCCAUGACGCUGGUUUUUAUGGACUAAGAUUCACUUGGGAUUCUUCUGACCAUUGUCCCAUGCAUAUAUGGUUUAACUAUGAGGAUAUUAGUAUGCCUAGACCUUUUCAUUUUAUGGCCAUGUGGAUAGAGGAUCCUACUUGUAGAGAUAUUAUAGCUAAUUCUUGGUCUGUUAAUGUAACUAAUAUAUCUACCAUUAGAAAAGAAUUAGCUGACCUUCAAACUCUUAAUCCUACUGAUACUAAUAACACUUCUAGACUGAAAGCCAGGCUGGAGUAUCUGUACAACCUGGAGGAGUUAUAUUGGAAGGACAAAUCUAGAGAACAAUUUCAAGAUGAAAUUCUUGCUGAUCUUCCUGUUAAGUUCUCUGUAGAAGAUAAUGCCUCCUUAAAUUUGCCUCUGACUCUAGAGGAAAUAAAGAAUGUUGUCUUCCAAAUGGGGGUGGGGGGUUGGGGGAAGGCCUUUGGUCCUGAUGGCUUUACAUGCCUCUUUUAUCAAAAGCAUUGGGACAUUGUGGGUGAAGCUGUUGUUGAUAUGACUCAAACCUUCUUUAAAACUGGCAACAUUGCCAAGGUUUUUAAUCAUACCAACAUAGCUCUCAUUCCAAAAGUCCCUCUUGUUGAAUUGGUAACCCAGUAUAGGCCUAUUGUUCUAUGUAAUUUUAUUUAUAAAAUUCUUUCAAAAACUCUAGCUAAUAGACUGAAACCUUUUAUGAACAAUAUUAUUUCCCAAAACCAAAGUGAUUUUAUCCCUAAGAGGAGUAUCUCUGAUAACAUUUUUCUUGCUAAUGAGGCCAUAUAUGUUGUCAAUCAUAAUGAUAAAGUUGAGGGCAUUGCAUCCAUCAAACUUGACAUGUUUAAGGCCUAUGAUAAGAUUGAGUGGGAUUUUCUUGAGAAAGUCUUAACUAAAAUGGGUUUGUCUAAUCAUUGGGUUAAUCUGAUAAACCAGUGUGUCUCCACUGUGUCUUAUUCGGUCCUGCUUAAUGGAAGCCGUACAGCCUCCAAAAAAAAGGGUACUUUAGAAGGCAUAAAAGUCUGUAAAGAGGCUCCUGAAAUGACCCAUCUUCUGUUUGCUGAUGAUUCUCUCUUGUUUUCAAAAGCUACUGAAAAAAACUUUCGUGUCAUAAAAGACUAUCUUCAAAAAUACUGCCUUGCUUCUGGGCAAGAAAUCAAUUUUGAAAAAUCUGGUCUUUUGUUUAGUAAGAAGAUUCCUGAACAUAGGAAAGCCAUUUUGGAUAAUAUUUUAGAUAUCCAAAGCAGGGAUUUAGGAGAAAAAUAUCUUGGAACACCUACUGUUUUCCAAGCUUCAAAAAUCCAGAAACAUGGGAAGGAUGAGUUAAACAACCUAGCAAUGCUUGCUAGGAACGCCUGGAGAAUCCUGGAAAAUCCUAAUUGUCUUCUGGCCUCUGUUCUUAAGGCCAAAUAUUUUCCUAAAACUGAUUUUUUGAAUGCUAAGUGUACUGCUAAAUGUUUUUGGACUUGGAAGUGCCUACAUGCUAUUAAGGAGCUUAUAAAACCUUUUAUUUCUUGGAUUGUUGGGGAUGGUCAAUUUAUUGACCCAUGGUGUGAUAAAUGGAUUCCCUCUCAGGGUUCUGCCGCACCCAACCCUAUUGUUCCUCCUGAUCCUAGUAUUAAAGUUGUUUAUUUCAUUGAUUCCCAAUCCAGAUGUUGGGAUGUGUCUAUACUAAAUACAUAUUUUGAUAAUGCUUCUUCUAAAUUGUCUGAGGAUAAUCAACGUCUCUUUGUGGCUAUCUUAUGGUCUCUCUGGACCAGUAGAAACAACUUCAUUUUCCAAGGCAUUAGAGAAAACUUCGCUGCUGUCUUAGCUAGAGCUAGAGCUAUGCUCCUUACUAGGAAUUCUAGAAAUCCUAGUUUGACCACUCCCUCCACCAUACAUGUCAGUAUUAGUGAUAAAUGGAUGCCUCCUUCUUUUGGUUGGAUUAAAUGCAAUACUGAUGGUGCCUUUGAUGAUUCUGGAGCUAACGGUGCAGGUUUUCAGCCUAGAAGUUGUAAUUCUGUUGCUCAUGAGCUUGCUCAAUGGGCAAAACAAAACAAUUCUUCCAUGUACUGGUCUAAACCCCCUGUUUGGAUCCUUCCAACAGUCGAGGAGAACCAUUAG